CCGAAACGUCAGGACACUAAACCUCUUGUUCCAGUGAUCGUUUCUUCUUCCGAAGUGAUUUCUUUCUCAUUUCGACCUGUUAUGCUACGGCAGUUUCAUGCUGUUCAUUCCGGCACCAGUCGAAUUAAGUUCAUCGCUCGCAGUUCUGCCAACUGGCCAGGUAUUGACGACGACAUUGACGAUCUCGUUUGGCGCUGUUCCCGUUGUCAGCAAGAUGCCAAACUGCUCGCUCGUUAACCGCUAG
This is a messenger RNA of Dibothriocephalus latus, 244 nucleotides long. The record is from the annotation of a GenBank genome assembly. Lineage: Eukaryota; Metazoa; Platyhelminthes; Cestoda; Diphyllobothriidea; Diphyllobothriidae.